CAGUGUCCUCAGGAAGCACAGAGACGCGAGGGGCGAGUGGAGGACUCCCUCACAGGCCCGCGUAGGAUAUGCUGACAGGUGGAGAGACGGCCAGACGGUUGUGCGACUGCUCUAGGAACGCAAUUCAAGAGAGAAGAGUGUGUGCCGUAUUUGAUUCAUGAAGUUUCAUGAGUGAUCAAGAUAUGACAAAGAAAUAGAGAAUGACAGUGCUGUGUUGAGUUUACUAUAGACUGCAGUACAUGAUUCGCGUGACUUUUAGCAUGGCGCAUAAUGUUGAAAUAUGCCUGUGGGCGUUGGUGCUGUUCAGUUCAGCAGCUGCUGCCAGCCGGGGUCAGCCGCACAUCGUCCUCAUAGUCGCCGAUGACCUUGGUUGGAACGACGUGUCAUGGCACAACCCUCACGUAGUCACGCCCCACCUGGAGGAACUAGCCAAGGGCGGGGUCAUCCUGGAGCAGUCCUACGUGCAGCCUAUCUGUACUCCUACGCGCUCCGCCCUCCUCACUGGCCGCUACCCGUUCACGCUCGGGAGACAGCAUUCAGUACUGAAGGACAACGAACCUACGGGACUUACUCUCGACGCCACACUCCUGCCACAGGCCCUGAAGAAAGUUGGGUACUCCACGCACGCCGUUGGCAAAUGGCACUUGGGUUUCUGCUCUUGGGACUACACCCCAACUAAACGAGGGUUCGAUAGCUUCUACGGCUACUACAACGGAGCUGAGGACUACUUCACCCACCGCCGGGGCUACGUAGCAGACAGCGGGUGGCCGGGGAAUCCUAUGCCACGGGAAAAGAACAAGAGAGAUUACCUCGACUUGAGGAACAAUACAGAGCCAGACGGAAGCAAAGAGGGAAUCUAUUCAUCGCACUUGUUCGCGUCCUAUGUCGAGGAGCUGCUGGCGUCCCGGAGCCCCAAGACACCGAUGUUCCUGUACCUCCCCUUCCAGAGCUGCCACGCCCCCCUCAUGGUGCCCGAGAAUUACACGAAGCCCUAUCUCGACAUUCGCGACGUCGAUCGGAAGACAUACCUUGGGAUGGUGACGGCCAUGGACGAGGCGGUCGGGCGGGUGGUGGCGGCGCUCAAGUCGACGGGGCAUUAUGACAACUCCGUCAUCGUUUUCACCACUGAUAACGGCGGACCCACUAAUCACGGCGCGAAUAACUGGCCGUUAAAAGGAUACAAGGCGACCCUGUGGGAGGGCGGCACGAGGGGCGCCGCCUUCAUACACUCUCCGCUGCUGCCCAACCCUGGCACCAUUUCCCACAAAAUGAUCCACGUGACUGAUUGGUACCAGACUUUGGUUGGCUUGGCAGGGGGCGUGGCUCCGGCAGACACGGACGGCUUCGACCAAUGGGCUUCUUUGACUGGUACCGCCCCUUCUCCUCGGACGCAAUUUAUUUACAACCUUGACGACACAGAAAAAUUCAAGGCCGGAAUCAGAGUGGGUGACAUGAAGCUGUUGAUAAACCCUGGAAACGCGGGCUGGAUUCCACCCCCAGAGAUCGACCUCUCCAACCGGAAGCCACCACAUAACCAUGCGACCGUGGCUGAAACCGUUUCUUCCAGGAAAUUCAGAUCAACCGAAAAUAACAGGAAUUCUGUAUACGUAAACAGGGAUAAGUCUCAGUCUUGGAACCAUGCUAGAAGGGGUCGAUUCAGCCAAGGCCGUAAGACUUUAUUGCAGAUGAACCACGAGCUGUUGAAAAACGAGUCUACGGUCUUAGAGGAACCUUAUGAGGACUUGCAAACCGUCUUUCAGCCAAGGGAUCUUCGGGAGCAAGCAGGGGCUGGCGGCGACGUGGCUCCAGAUCAAGACAGAAGUUCUAUUUCAGAGAGUUUCGAUGACAAGAAUGAUCUUAAGCUUGACUAUUUCUUCAGGAAGGAUGUAGACUUACAGCUCUAUAAUAUUAAAGACGACCCUGACGAACGCGUUGACCUUUCCACCACCGAGAGCGACACAGUGGGAGACCUCCUGAAGACACUGCUGAAAGAGAUGUCCCGUUAUGUGGCGGCUGACAUCAAGCCCGGAGACCCAAGGGCCCAUCCGAAACACUGGAAUGACAUCUGGACUCCCGGAUGGUGCUGACAAGUGGCUUAGAAGUCAGGACGUCAGCCGCGGUGUUUGUGUGUGUGUGUGUGUGUGUGUGUGAAUAAAACAACGAAGAGAGGGGCGGGAAAGCAAAACAUAUAUCCUAUAGGCCUUUCCGUUGUACUGUUCCUUCGAGGCAGGAAGAAUCAUCACAGCAAAAAGACCUGUUUUUCCUGUUCAUCGUUUAAUUACUUUAUUUACAGUCUGUUCGGGAUAAAUCCUUCAGAUCUCGGCGUUUGCUUAGAUGUUUUGUUAAAGCUGCUUUUUUAUGAGAUCGGAGGAUAAAGGAGAGAUUUAUCUGUACCGGAGAGUAUGUGGUAAUGUUUAUGUUAGUAGGAAAAUGUGUUAGAGAAAUAUUUCUUUUUUUUAUACAAGCAUGAUAUACCUACCGAAUUAUAUGAAAUAAAUACCCAUCGCCUCUG
Penaeus monodon (black tiger shrimp) is the source of this 2512-nucleotide messenger RNA. RefSeq names its product arylsulfatase B-like. Bases 240 to 2087 code for a protein of 615 amino acids. The transcript is spliced from 12 exons. NCBI's taxonomy places the organism in Eukaryota, Metazoa, Arthropoda, Malacostraca, Decapoda, Penaeidae. The record is from RefSeq and is a predicted model, not a curated record.